Messenger RNA from Ylistrum balloti, 849 nucleotides. RefSeq lists its product as uncharacterized. Lineage: Eukaryota; Metazoa; Mollusca; Bivalvia; Pectinida; Pectinidae. Bases 1 to 849 code for a protein of 282 amino acids. The transcript has a single exon. The record is from RefSeq and is a predicted model, not a curated record.
AUGUCAUUUCUAAAGAUUACAGAUCCCGUGAAAAGGGAUUUAAUCGUAAAAGAGUUUCUCGAGCUGAAAAAGAGGCUCCAAAACAGAGAGAUAGAGAGACGGACUGGUGAACGAGAGUUACAAACAGAUCUCAGUAAAAUAUUCAAACCCAUAACGGACGUACAAAAAAGUACGGCAGAAGACAUAAGGUCUGAUAUUAGACCCAUCAAAGAAAACAUAUCGGAAUUGAAGAAAAUCACAUUUCCAGCGUUUCCAUCUAUAGAGGGGUUUCAACAACAAAAUGAAGAUACUGAUACGCAGUUUAUCGGACCAAUCGCGCAAGAAUAUUUAAGGAAGUUCGCUUCCAAAUCCGAGGCUGAUAGAACGUACGGGCUAUACGAUAAGAACGGCAAUUUUUAUAUAGGCAAUAAGCCCGUCGCCUUUGUAGAUGAUAACAUAGUAGUGGAUGGUGAAGAGUACCAAGGAACACCGGGAUUGUGGGAACUCAUCGUAACCAAGAAUCCAGACGAUCAAAUAUACACCGACCAGGACUACGAAAAUUACGCGAAGAUGAUGAUUGAAUCGAACGCUCUCAAAAAAGGCAACGAUCCAGAGAGUAACAGACCAAAGGCCAGCAAGGGGUUGAAAUGGAAGAAUGUGCUUAGAACCAUUUGGACUAAUAGGGAUUAUUACGAAGGGAGCGGCACAUCUGUUGUCAUUCCUAGCGAUCCUAAUGCAUUGCUCGAAAGACUAGACCUGCUGAUGGCAAGCAAGGCAGCGGGUAACACAGGCGUUCGGAACGAGCUUGUAUCGAUUUGCGAUGAACUAAAAAGACAAAAGAUGCUGGACGUCAAUGCAUAUAAAAAAUAA